Messenger RNA from Melanaphis sacchari, 1879 nucleotides. Its product is annotated as hippocampus abundant transcript 1 protein. Gene Ontology annotation, biological process: transmembrane transport. NCBI's taxonomy places the organism in Eukaryota, Metazoa, Arthropoda, Insecta, Hemiptera, Aphididae. The record is from RefSeq and is a predicted model, not a curated record. The transcript is spliced from 13 exons. Bases 140 to 1717 code for a protein of 525 amino acids. Gene Ontology annotation, cellular component: membrane. Gene Ontology annotation, molecular function: transmembrane transporter activity.
AUUUAGUAUUUACAGUUAAUGUUUAAUUGUUAUUUGUUAAUAUAAUUUACAAAUUAUUUAUUGAAAUCAAAUGCCAAAUAAGAAAAGAAUAAUGUAAAACAGUUAUAAAGAAUUGUCUAUUAUUUGACUGAGAUGACGUAUGAAUAAUUAUAUAUUGUCUGAAUUGCCUGAAUUCGAAAUUAAACAAAUGGAUCAGUAUUUUCCGACGGUUAACGAAGGAAAAAAGUAUGAGACACGUUCUACAAUGGGUUCAAAAAUGAAAAUGAACAAAAAUAUGUCUGGAAAUGUAAUCCGGAGCCAUAGAUCUAUUCUGAGUGAUGGAAUAUUAAUGAAAUCAGGGAUAGGAAAACCAUCAAUUUACCAUGCACUAGUUAUUAUAUUCUUAGAAUAUUUUGCUUGGAGCAUAUUAACAUUACCAAUAAUAUCAAAAUUAAAUAAUACAUUCCAAGAUCAUGCUUUGCUUAUGAAUGGUAUUAUUUGGGGUAUAAAGGGUAUUUUAUCAUUUCUAAGUGCCCCGUUGAUUGGUGCCUUAUCUGAUGUUUGGGGACGAAAAUUAUUUUUAUUAUUAACAGUGUUUUUCACUUGUAUUCCAAUACCUUUUAUGUGUAUUGAUUCUGGAUGGUUUUUUGCCUUAAUAAGUAUUUCUGGAUUAUUUUCUGUUACGUUUUCCGUCGUAUUUGCUUAUGUAGCAGAUGUGAGUGAUGAAAAAGAAAGGAGUUGCUAUUAUGGCUGGAUAACUGGAACAUUUGGAGCUAGUAUGGUUUUUGGACCAGCUCUUGGUUCAUACAUUAUGGAAAUUUACAAUACUAAUUUUGUUGUAUUUUUAGCAUCAUUAAUAGCACUUUUAAAUGUAUUUUUCAUUAUUGUUGCUGUACCAGAAAGUCUGCCACAUAAACAACGAACAUCUACUAAUUGUAUAUCUUGGAAAAAAGCAGAUCCAUUUGUUGCUUUGAGAAUGGUUGGUCGAGAUCGGACUAUAUUGAUAUUGUGCUUAACAGUGUUUUUAUCAUAUCUUCCUGAAGCAGGAGAAUACUCUUCAUUAUUUGUUUAUUUGAGACUUGUUAUGGGAUUUAGUAUGUUCAAAGUAUCAAUACUUAUUGCUUUACUAGGAUUGUUUUCAGCAGUUAUUCAAUCUGUUCUUGGCAUAAUAAUGAAAAUGAUGGGAGCUAAAUACACAAUAAUGAUUGGUUUGGUAUUUGAAAUCAUGCAACUUAUGUGGUUUGGAUUUGGUUCAGAAACUUGGGUUAUGUGGUCUGCUUGUUUUUUGGCUGCUAUUUCAAGUAUUACAUAUCCUGCUAUUAGUUCAUUUGUUUCCAUUCAUUCAGAUGCAGAUAAGCAAGGUGUGGUUCAAGGAGUAGUAACUGGAGUAAGAGGCCUUUGUGGUGGAUUAGGACCAGCAAUGUUUGGAUUCAUAUUUUAUUUAUUUGAUGUUAAUUUAAAUGAAGGAAUGCAAAUGGCUCAUACUACUCAUCAUUCACUUAAUAGCUCAGUCAUAAUUACACAUUUAAAGUACAAUAUAAAUAAUAAUCCAUCAUCUUCGAUGAUUCCAGGACCACCAUUUGUCUUUGGUUCACUACUUGUUAUGUGUGCAUUACUAGUCUCUGUGUUUAUUCCAGAAAAUAUUCCCAAUGGCUCAGACCAACGUCAUAAACAAAUUGGUUCUUCAACCCAAGUACAGUACCAAAUUGGUCGAAUAAAUGUUCAAUCUUAUCUUUAAUUGGUUGUCUAAUAGCUUAGUGUUAUUUAGUGUUGGUUUUUUAAAAAAAGAACAAAAGUAUUACCUUAUGUAAUUUGUGUUAAAGCUUAUACAUAUUUAAAAUUAUUUGUUCACAUCAAGUUAAAGUUUAAAAUGAAAAUAAUAGUUACUAUACAAUAUCAU